Messenger RNA from Dermacentor andersoni, 887 nucleotides. Lineage: Eukaryota; Metazoa; Arthropoda; Arachnida; Ixodida; Ixodidae. The record is from RefSeq and is a predicted model, not a curated record.
AUGAAACCGAAACUAGAAACAAGGGUAGGUGAUUGAUCUAGUUGAACGUGUGUUCUAGUCAGUCUCGUCGGGGAAAGUUCGAACGUUCGAGCUCUUCCUGAUCAAGUUGAAUUUAGCUUCUUCGUGGCUUUGCCAUUGUUACGCUGCACAAGACGUUAUGAGUAGCUCCGGAUCAUCAAGCGAUCAGAUCAAUGAUGGGGUGCUUUCGUCUAUUCACGACUACAUAAAGACCUUGGAAGAGUUGAUACUACGCCUCAAGAUCGAUCAUGAAGCGAGAAAAUCGGCCUCGACGGGCGCACUCGAAAGUGAGCACAUGCUGCUUGAAGAGCAUGUUGCCAACAUCAACAGCUUCGCCUCAGAAUCAUCACUGCUGCCAAGCUUACAACUAGCUCAUGAACAGGUGAAUCUGUUGCUUGGUGUGGACAGAAGCCUUAGCAGCGAAGUCAUGGCCAUCUGUGCUGAAAAUCAGCGAAUAUGCAAAGAAGUCAUGGAGAAACAGCAGGAGCUCGACAAGGCCAAUGCAACAAUAAGGAAACUGAAGACUGCUUACCAUGGUUGUAUUGGUGAAAAGAUUUCAUCCGAGGAAAUGCAGGAUCAAGGAGGCAAGCAUUCCUUGAAAGAGCAAAGAAAGCUACAAGAAGAGCAAUAUAAGCUGAAAGUUUUGAACAACAUCUUGUUGCAGGUGCUAACCUCGUCUGGAAUUAACUGGGCACAAAACGAACACGUCACUAAGCUACUUGACGAGAUUUCACAAUUCGUGUAGACAUUUUCAUGUUGUCAAAGUGUAUAGCGCUUUUACUGAAAGAAGACAAGUGGCCAGAUGUUCAUACUUCGUCAGAUUUUAAAAUUUUAUAUUGUCAUGAAUAAAGUUUUACCGAGAUUGCUUA